Nymphaea colorata (pocket water lily) is the source of this 2908-nucleotide messenger RNA. Its product is annotated as calcineurin B-like protein 7. Gene Ontology annotation, molecular function: kinase binding; calcium ion binding. The coding region runs from base 1669 to 2328 and encodes 219 amino acids. The record is from RefSeq and is a predicted model, not a curated record. NCBI's taxonomy places the organism in Eukaryota, Viridiplantae, Streptophyta, Magnoliopsida, Nymphaeales, Nymphaeaceae. Gene Ontology annotation, biological process: calcium-mediated signaling. The transcript is spliced from 9 exons.
CGCUUGACAUCCUGUUUUCUUCCUUUUGGAUGUCUUGCUUCGUCGAGGUUUAGCGGCGCUAUUACGUUUUCUUGAUCUUGUCCCGUUUGGACCAAAUCGUUGUGUUGUCGAUAAGUAAUGCCGGAGGUUUUGCUUCGUGUUUGUCCUACCGUUCUCGUGAAAUCUUCCUGCUUGCUUUCUAUACUUCGUCUUCCCUUUUCUAGGUUGAUCCUCAAAGACCAUACUUCGUCGAUGGCUAUAUUAAUCUUUUGGGGGUUGAUUUUAUUGGCAGUUUUUCUGAUUUAUGUCCUUGUUGGACUGCGUUGGGUCUGCAAUGGGAUCUUCGUUGAUCAUGUGCAAAUAUAUUUCCAAAUUUGAUUUGUAGAUUUCUUUCCAAAAAUCGUCCUUCUCAUUAUGGCUAUCAAACUGGUGUUAUCACCACGGACAGAGAAUAGGUAGGUGGUGGGAGGGGAUCUGUGAAGUGGGUCUUCAAGACCCUGGAUCAACUCUUUAAACUUUUUUACUCUGCAUCUUGAGCUCCUUCAUCCAUCAACUUCGUUAUGAAACUUUUCCAUGACCCUGGUAAAGUCGCCGCAGACCUUGAUCUUCUUUCUGGUCUUAAAGGCGUGGAUGUUGGGGCUCAUUAAGUGGUCUGGUCCUUAGACGUUUCUGUCAUGGAAAGGAAAAAUACCACCAAAUGUGGCGCUUGGAUGAAACUUGGCCUCAUAAAAAUUAGCCGAUUUUUUUUUAAUGAAAUUUUCCUUUUCCCGUCUUCCUGUUCAUGAUUAAUCAUCACAAACAUUCUUUUAUUGCCUCCAUGAAUCUGAUCAACCAUGUAAGUGUUCUUUGCCCGACCAUCAUCGUCAUCGCCCAUCGGCUUUCAUCUUUUUUUUUUUGGGCAUUUCAAGCUUGUCUUGUACACAGCGAGAGAGAGAGAGAGAGAGAGAGAGAGCUGGCUGCUUCGUCGAAGGACGAGUGUCAGACUGGUGCAGGGCCUGGAAGGCGGGGGUGUGAGUUGGUUGAGGGGGGAGUCACAGCGAGGAGAUGAGCAGCGCGUGAGAAGGUGGAGGCCAGCUUGUUUACAUUUAAGAAGCAAACUCUUGUUAAAAGCAAAAAUAAUAACAAAAACGAAAACGUGUCUUCCUGUUUGCUUCCGAGCGUCAUUUGGAGGCUCAAAGUGGCAUUCUGAAAAACGUCUGUUUUCGAGGAUGACGACAGCCGAACAGUAUUUCACCAAAUUCCCAAAAUCUUUCUUUUCUUAACCUUUUCUAAAACCAGCCUUCUCAAACCUUUUCGUGCUUUUAAAUUACUUCAUGAUUCACCCUGAUGGAGGUUUAUGGUUUAUGGGUUAAAGGUUAACACCCCCGCCCAGCCCCACCCGACCUCUCUCUGUCUCUAUCUUGAUGCUAAUGCCGAUGAUAUUUGUCGAGUGCAUUUAUUGUUUGUCCACUUCUGCUGUCUGUUGGUUUGUGACCUUACUAGUACUUAUUUAUCCUGGUUCUGGUUAUUUCGCUUACGCUGUUAAAUCCUUUUUGGCCUGUGAUCUUUUUCUCUGAUGAUUCCUAGUUCUUUUCUUCGUCUAUACUAGCUUUAGUUUUGAGAACGGAGCGGUGGUUUUAAGAUUUCGUUUCUGGAACAAUAAGGGAACAUAUCCAAUACAGCAAUCUUCCGUUUGAUGGUUUGUACCUUAUGGGCUGUGUUGGGUCGAGGCAUCUAAAAAAACCACCUGGGUAUGAGCACCCUACUGUUCUUGCUGCAGAGACAUCUUUUACUGUGAGUGAAGUAGAGGCCCUAUAUGAGCUUUUUAAGAAGUUAAGCAACUCGAUUUUCACUGAUGGGCAAAUUCAUAAGGAAGAAUUUCAGCUUGCACUCUUCAGAAAUAGCAGGAAAAAGAAUCUCUUUGCUGACCGUGUGUUUGACUUGUUUGAUGUUAAGCGCAAUGGGGUCAUUGAGUUUGGAGAAUUUGUGAGAUCACUGAGUAUCUUUCACCCAAACACUCCACAAAUUGACAAAAUUAAAUUUGCAUUCAGAUUAUACGAUUUAAGGCAUACUGGCUACAUCGAGCGCGAGGAGUUGAAAGAAAUGGUACUGGCCCUUCUAAAUGAAUCAGAUUUGCAUCUUUCUGAUGAAUUCGUGGAAGCAAUUGUUGACAAGACUUUUGAUGAGGCUGAUGCCAAAGGUGAUGGAAGGAUUGAUCUAGAGGAAUGGAAAAUGUUUGUGGGACGAAAUCCUUCUUUGUUGAAGAACAUGACUUUACCAUACCUCAAGGACAUCACCUUAGCAUUUCCUAGCUUUAUUCUGACGUCUGAAGUUGAAGAUUUAGAGAGUUGUGGAUCUCCAUGUUCUUAGAGAAGCUGUAAAUUAUAUCAUGUUCGUCUCCAGGGUCUGAAGAGGCUCAUAAUGUUGGCCUCUGAUGAUUAAGAGAUGGCAUUCGUUGCCAGUUCUCUUGAACCAUCUCAUGCUGGUCUCUCCGAAUGCAAGUUUUGACUAGGGAUCCAGCCAUUUAUAUUUGCAAAAUGGUGCUGAUCUCUGCUAGCUCAGUUUUGUGCACUUGGGUCGGUAUGAGGUUUACAUCUUGCAUCCUCCUGAAUUGGGCUCAAUCCAUCUAAAGCUUCGCGCUUGUAGUGCUCCGCUUGUGGGAUGGCUUCAUGUGCAGAGCCUGUGAUCUUUUGAAGCAAGUUGUACUGAUGCAGCAUGUUGAGGACACACUGAUAGGAGAAAUAAGUUAAAAUAUGCCAUGACAUCUUUUUGGUUCCUUUGUGUACAUGUUUGUGAAUUGAACUUAUUGUAUUCAAUUUGCAAAACUGGACUGUCUGGUGAUGAAUCAUGUCCAUAGUUUGUAUUCGCUUAUUAUUAUUCACUGUGAAAUUUGCGUGGUAUACGUUUACAAACAGUUUAUUAUUGAGUAAUAAAAGAUAUGUUUAUUAGA